AUGGGAAGAGCUCCUUGCUGUGACAAAGCCAACGUGAAGAAAGGUCCAUGGUCUCCUGAGGAAGAUGAAAGGCUUAAGUCUUACAUAGAGAAGCAUGGUACGGGAGGCAACUGGAUUGCUCUCCCUCAAAAGAUUGGUCUCAAGAGAUGCGGGAAGAGCUGCCGCCUUCGGUGGCUUAAUUAUCUUAGACCAAAUAUAAAGCAUGGAGGCUUCUCGGAUGAAGAAGAUAGCAUCAUAUGCAGCCUUUAUAUUGCAAUUGGAAGCAGAUGGUCUAUUAUAGCUGCGCAUCUUCCUGGAAGAACAGACAACGACAUCAAGAAUCACUGGAACACUAAGCUGAAGACAAGACUCCUCGGCAAACAGCGCAAAAAUCAACAGAACCGUCGUUCCUGCAUUCUAAAGCAAGCUAUGAUGAAAAAGAAAGCUGAUAGUCAGUCUGGAAGUGCUUCUAAUGAAGCUAACAACGGAUGGCUUAAACAGCCUGCCAUCAGCACAAUUCCGUUCCACUUUACUGAUUUUGCUUCUAAUGAUCAUUACAGCCAAGGUUCAAUCAGUAAAUUACAGAUGAAACUUUCUGAUGUGAGGUUUCCAUGCUGUGGAAAUGGAUCCCAUCAAGCCCAAGUUGCUCCUUCCUUAAAAAUUCCACAGGCCAUCUAUGACGAAACUCCAGUGAAUAGUACAAUGGCUUAUUCCAUCCAUGAGAAUAUAGUGAACGAUGGCUCGCCGUUUAGGAAUGUGGGUCCAGAAUUUUUCGAGCAAGGACUUAACUUCACUAAUAAUAACUCAUUAAUGAAGCUUGAAGGAUUUGAUUUCUUCUAUGGAAUGAGCAGCUUGAUCAAUGAGAGCGUUAAUGUAUCCGAAAGCUUUAUUUGGAGUGAGAUGAACUCUUUCACCCUUCCAGUAAUACCUAUGGCAUCCGGCUAUGAAGAGCCUAUGCGGAUUGGGGAGCAGUGA
Molecule: messenger RNA, 954 nt
Organism: Dendrobium catenatum
Lineage: Eukaryota; Viridiplantae; Streptophyta; Magnoliopsida; Asparagales; Orchidaceae
Product: transcription factor MYB36-like
Exons: 3
Coding region: 1-954 (317 amino acids)
Source: RefSeq, a predicted model, not a curated record